This is a messenger RNA of Ilex paraguariensis (yerba mate), 1392 nucleotides long. Lineage: Eukaryota; Viridiplantae; Streptophyta; Magnoliopsida; Aquifoliales; Aquifoliaceae. The record is from the annotation of a GenBank genome assembly.
AUGCAUUUAGACACACAGGCAGAAGUUAGUGGUGGAAGAACCUCAGGUGCACCAACUUCAGAAAUGGAGUUUGAAGAAGAAGAAGUGUCUGAACCAGUGAGUCCUAUUGCACAAUACUUCAACAGCUCAGUGUUAUCUCUUACUAUCAUCGGUGUUUUGGAGAUUGCAGUCCCAUUCGAUGACUCACAAACCAUGUCAUUGCUCAAAAAUGUGUUCUUACCCAUCAAUCCUCGGUUCUCCUCCAUCAUGGUCAGAGAUGACGAUGGAGAAAAGAAAUGGAAGCGGGUUGAAGUGAACCUUAAAGACCAUCUUAUUUACCCAAAUUUCCCUCAAGGAAUGUCACCAGAAUUUUAUGACGAGUACUUGGCUGACUACUUAACAAAAAUAGGCAUGGAUCAAUUACCACAAACUAGACCAUUGUGGGAAAUUCACAUAGUUAAGUACCCAACAAGCAGUGCAGCAGGGAAUGUGAUAUUCAAACUUCACCAUGCUCUGGGUGAUGGCUAUUCUCUCAUAGGAGCUCUUCUUUCUUGUAUGCAAAGAGCUGACAAUCCUUCUCUUCCCUUGACGUUCCCUUCGCGUCAAUCGAGCUCCAAACCUAAACGUGAUAGCGUCAACAUUUUCAGACGUGUACCGCGAAUUUUAUCUGGUAUGAUCAACACUGUAUCAGAUUUUGGAUGGAGCAUCUUGAAGAGCAGCGUUGUAGAAGAUGAUCGGACACCAAUCAGAUCCGGAGAUGAAGGGGUUCAGUUCCGCCCUGUCAAUAUAACUACCAUGACAUUCUCUCUUGAUCACUUAAAGCAAAUUAAGGCCAACCUUGGUGUGACGAUAAAUGACGUGAUUACCGGAAUAAUCUUCCUUGGAACUCGAUUAUACAUGCAAGCAACAAGCCAUGAGUUGGGUGAUGCAGAGUCUACUGCACUGGUGGUGCUCAACACCAGAGCCGUGGCAGGUUACAAGUCAAUAAGUGAAAUGCUUAAACCUGAUUCUGAGAUGCCAUGGGGGAACAAUUUCGGAUUCCUGCACAUUCCUAUACCCAAGUUAAGUGUUGCUGAAUCUUCAGACCCUCUCAGCUUUAUUCUCAAGGCACAUCAACUCAUUAAAAGGAAAAGGAACUCUUUUGCUGUUCACCUCACUAGUACGUUACUGGAGGCCAUGAGAAAACUAAGAGGUCCAGAGGCAACCUCCCAGUACGUUCACAGAACUCUCAAGAACUCAAGCAUGGCAAUGUCAAACUUGAUAGGGCCAGUGGAAGAAAUGGCUUUGGCUAAUCAUUAUAUUACAGGCAUGUACUUCGCGGUCGUCGGAAAUCCGCAGGUAUACACAUACAUUGCAGCGAAUAUGGAAUAUUUGCUUUUCUUUAUUUUCUUCAAUGGUCAAUAUAUGCUAUAG